GAGAAAUAUAUAUUUUUUAAUCUAAUUGUGAAAAAGAUAGAGUUUGAAGUAUUGAUUUAUAAGUAAAGGCUUGAUCUCUCAUUUCUCAAUGAAGCAUUUUCUUUCUAGAUAGAUUUGGUUUUCAUUUAUGAACUGUAAUAAGAUCCAACUCUCCUCAGUCUAAAGUCAAUGGCUUACAUUUUUAGGAUUUCAAGAAAGAUGAAGUUCUCUAUUACAGAUUCAAGAAAAUGCUUCUAAGAAGCGCAUCAAACCCUUUAAUCAAAUCUCUUCUUUCACCAUUCUCAGGCAGCCUUAAUCCGGACAUUGAUGCCAAACAUCAUCUUUCCUCUAAUAUUCUACCACACACAGAUAAAGAAACCAUUAGUCUUCGCCACAAAGGAUUUCGAAGAGCUUUCUCUGAUAGUAACUUAGAAAAAUUAGUUUAUCCUGAUAAAUUGGAAGAGCUUCAUUUUUCGAACAAGCCAAAAAAAUUCCCAAAAAGAAAUCAAAAGACCAUGUUGAGCAGUGUACCUUCUUUUUCAAUAUUUAAUGUGAAUGAUGAGCUAGAAGAUGCGGAGAACAAUGGUGGAGAAAGGGAGGGUUUGAUGAGAACUGUUACUAUUGGAGAGAGUAUAGAGGCUAAAGGUGAUGAAGAGUUUACUUUUGGAAAGAAAAGUAUGGGGCUUAUAGAAGAGGAAGGAGAGGAGGAACAAGAAGGAGAUCUGAAUGGAAUUGAAAAUAUUAAUCUUGAUGAAGUAAAAGAACCUGUUAGUCCUCCAAUGUAUCUUGCUUCAGGUCUUGGGAUUGAUGGCCAUGAUUGUGGUGGCCGCGGCGGCGGUGGCGGUUUUGAUAUGGCUUUGCCAAACUUUGAUGAAAGUGGUGAUCUUGAAGAGUAUUAUAAGAGGAUGAUUGAUGAGUAUCCUUGCCACCCUUUGUUUCUUGCAAAUUAUGCUCAGCUUUUGCAGAGUAAGGGAGACCUUCAUGGAGCUGAGGAAUACUAUCAUCGUGCCAGUCUCGCGGACCCAGGAGAUAGUGAAAUUUUGUUGAAAUAUGCUAAACUAGAGUGGCAGCUGCACCAUAAUCAAGAUACAGCUUUGAGUAACUUCAAACAUGCUGUUCGGGUUGCCCCUCAAGAUAGUCAGGUUCUUGCAGCAUAUGCCAGUUUUCUCUGGGAAAUAGAUGAUGAUAAGGAAGAAGAUAUACAACAGCUACAGCAUAUUAAGGUUGAAGAAGAGGAACAUCUAACUAGACUUGUUAACUCAGCUGCCAAUCAAGAUUUUGAGCUGUUGCAGCUUCCGCCGUCUAUGCUUGCGAUUGAUGUGGCAGAUCAUGCUACAUCUGAUAUUGAUAAAGGCAUCGAUGUCGAUGAGUAUUAUAAAAGGAUGCUCGAGGAAAAUCCUUAUAGCUCUUUAUUGCUAAGCAAUUAUGCUCAAUUCCUGUAUCAGCAGUCGAAGGGAGACCUUUCAGGUGCAGAAGAAUAUUACUCUCGUGCUCUUCUAAUUGAACCUGGGGAUGGUGAAAUUAUGUCACGGUAUGCAAAACUGGUGUGGGAACUUCAUCGAGACCAUGAUAAAGCCUCGAGUUAUUUUGAAAGAGCAGUUCAAGCCAAACCUGAGGAUAGCCAUGUUCUUGCAGCAUAUGCUAGUUUCCUAUGGGAAACAGAAGAAAAUGAAGAGGAUAGCACAAAUCCAGAUCAGUUUCAGGAGGCCACCCACCAUCACCACAAUGGUUCUGCAACUCCGGCAGCUGCUUAACGAUGACAUUAAUUAUCUGACGAGCAACCACAUCGUAAUUUUUCUCGUAUGCUAAAUAGCAAAACAGAGCCAAUACUGUACCAUUAGAAGAAUGAAUAAAGGUUAUUAUUAUUAUAGAGGCAUCAGCCUGUUCUUCAAGUAACUUAAUGAUUAGAAAAUACAAAUUCUAAGUAUUAAUGACAUGAAGCAUGUCUCAAUAACUAUUGACUGCCUUUCUUUUUGUC
This is a messenger RNA of Jatropha curcas, 1957 nucleotides long. RefSeq names its product Tetratricopeptide repeat (TPR)-like superfamily protein (gene TPR4). Gene Ontology annotation, molecular function: protein binding. Gene Ontology annotation, biological process: RNA processing. Lineage: Eukaryota; Viridiplantae; Streptophyta; Magnoliopsida; Malpighiales; Euphorbiaceae. The record is from RefSeq and is a predicted model, not a curated record.